AUGACCUACAAUAUACAAUUAUUUAGAGCCUCAGUCCUUGAAAUUAAUAAUAAUAAUAACAAUAAUAAUUUAGAUUCUAUACAAAAUUGUAACAAUAAUGAUGAUAAUAAUAAUGGUAAUAAUAAUCAUGAUAGUAGUAAUAAUAAUAAUGAUAAUGAUAAUCAUAAUAUUAAUAAUAAUAAUAAUAAUAAUAAUAAUAAUAAUAAUAAUGGUUAUGGUAAUCAUAAUGGUAAUCAUAAUCAUAAUAGUAGUGAUAAUAAUGGUAAUGAUAAUCAUAGUAUUAAUAGCAAUAAUAAUAAUAAUAAUAAUGGUAAUGAUAAUCGUAAUAUGAAUAGUAAUGAUAAUAAUAAUAAUAAUAAUAAUAAUAAUGGUAAUAAUGGUAAUGAUUAA
Molecule: messenger RNA, 390 nt
Organism: Schistosoma margrebowiei
Lineage: Eukaryota; Metazoa; Platyhelminthes; Trematoda; Strigeidida; Schistosomatidae
Source: the annotation of a GenBank genome assembly